Molecule: messenger RNA, 1088 nt
Organism: Olea europaea var. sylvestris
Lineage: Eukaryota; Viridiplantae; Streptophyta; Magnoliopsida; Lamiales; Oleaceae
Product: germin-like protein 9-3
Exons: 1
Coding region: 91-717 (208 amino acids)
Cellular component (GO): cell wall
Molecular function (GO): manganese ion binding
Source: RefSeq, a predicted model, not a curated record
GCAUACCAUAAAUUACUACUACUAUAGUCUAUUUUAGCCCCAAAAAAAGGUGUUUUCAUUUCAUUGCUUUUGGCCAACUUAACAUUAACAAUGGCUUCAUUCUUAGUUACUAAACAUUUUCUACUGGGCUUUCUAGUCAUCAUUGCCACUUCUUGGAUUGUCCAAGCAAGUGAUCCGGAUAUUUUAUCCAACUUAAUAGUCCCGCCAAAUGUCACUGCGCCUGAUGGGAAUGUCUUUACCUUUACUGACCUGCGUGGAGUUUUGGAUUCCAUCCCACCAGAUUUCAAGGUAACAAAAGCCAGCAAGGCAGAAUUCUCUGAUCUGGGCGGCCAGAGUGUUUCAAUGGCGGUACUGCAGUUCCCUGCUGGUGGAGUUAAUCCCCCUCACAGGCAUCCACGUGCUGCAGAACUCUUGUUUGUCGUAGAAGGCUCUCUAGAGGUUGGAUUUGUCGACACAACUAACAAACUCUUCACCCAAACACACCAAACCGCGGAUAUUUUUGUAUUUCCAAAGGGACUGGCGCACUAUCAGUACAAUAGCGAUCCCAAAGAACCUGCCAUUGCAGUUUCUGCUUUUGGUAGUGCGAGUUCUGGCACAGCUUCACUUCCCACAACUUUGUUUGCCACCGGAGUGGAUGAAACAAUUCUUGCUGAGUCCUGCAAAACUGAUGUCAUUACCAUUCAGAAGCUCAAGGCUGGUCUUGCACCCAAAGCCUAGUCUGAAGCUUCCAAUUGAUUUUCAAAAUGCAAUAUUGACUCUUUCUAAUUGUGGUGUAGCAUUCAAUUUUUCUGAUCUAAUAAAAUAUCUCUAUUAUUCUCUAUAGACAUGUUUCCUGGAUAAAACAAAGAUGAUGAGUUUAUAAUGUAGUGUUCAAUGAUUAUUACAACUACAAUGCGGAAAAACAAACUCUCAAAAGUGUACAAAAUCAUAACCAACCAGCUCAAAUCCUUUUCAACCUCACCAACAAUGUGUCUUGUGAUCUUGAGCUCAGAUUUGUGUCACACCAUAUCAUGUACUGUCGUCCACUAGAAUGACAAUGGAUAUAUUGAGAAGAAUCAACCUGAGGCCACCAAGAAUUUUCCUCGGAG